This is a messenger RNA of Dracunculus medinensis (Guinea worm), 390 nucleotides long. The record is from the annotation of a GenBank genome assembly. Lineage: Eukaryota; Metazoa; Nematoda; Chromadorea; Rhabditida; Dracunculidae.
AUGUCGAACAAAAAGCAAGCAUCACUAUUUACGUUUUUUUCAAAGACUCCUAAAGUGCAAAAACAAGCGUCCGAAAAUUCAGCUAUAACUACUUCAGAGUGUAAGAAUAAUAUUUUUGUAAAUUCUUCAAAUAAAAAAUUGCCAAAUGAUGAUCAACAAGAAGCAGAGUGUCCAGAUGACAAUUUCCGAACGAAAAAGCGUCAUAUAAUUGAAGAUAGCAACUUUUCGAAGAUAAAAAGAAAAUCUAAGAGAGCUCGUGCUAUUUUAUCUUCUGAUUCUGAAUCAGAUAUUGAAAAAACUGAAAUAGAAACAGAUAUCUUUCCUGAAAAAGAAAUAAAUACUUUUGUGGAAAAUUUAUCAACUAAUAGAGAUGUUGGUUGUUUAAUGUGA